This is a messenger RNA of Vollenhovia emeryi, 3049 nucleotides long. RefSeq lists its product as uncharacterized. The record is from RefSeq and is a predicted model, not a curated record. The transcript is spliced from 3 exons. NCBI's taxonomy places the organism in Eukaryota, Metazoa, Arthropoda, Insecta, Hymenoptera, Formicidae. Bases 806 to 1612 code for a protein of 268 amino acids.
GGAGCAAGAUGGCGUUUCACAACGGAUGUGGCAGAGGGGGCUGUUUGCUCCAUUUCUGACCAUUCUUUCCUGAUUAAACGGCCCUACACGUGAAAUCGUCGACUUCGUAGAAAUGUGAAGUCGAAGGUGCCCCCUCGGAGAGCACCGAUAAUGGUUGCUCGUGUGCAGCCUGUUGCCACCUAAAUAAACAAGAUAAUCGCCAUGACGUAACAGCUGAAAAGUCCUGACGAGCCGAGAAACCUCCAUACCAAUUUGCACGGUGUGGCGCACGAACAACAAUGCGCAUUGUGUGAAAUAAACACGUGUCGUUGCAAUAAACAUGUGCUGAACAGUUUUUCGUUUGAGUUUUUGUUCAUUACCUGCCGUUUCGUACCUAAGGACUCGUCACACGUUGUAGAGAAUUAAAAUAUAUCCUACGUUGUAGAGUUCGUCCACACGUUUCACUUGUCUCUUAAUUUCGAUAAAAGUCCAAGGAUAUCAGAGGAUCAUGAUUUUACAUGAGAAGCACAAAGGAUUUGCAAGAACAUUGUCGUUCAUAUAAAGUGAGGAUGAUAAUAGCAUUUCCAAAGUGAAAAUCAGAUCAUAUUACGAAAUUGUAUAAUAUAGUUAGGUAUCUCGGUUAAAGUGUUCUUGUGCUAUCUUUGAGUACUUAACGACCACAAGUGCCAAUGCACAGCGCUAGGUAUCAGUCUUAUCGAUAAUAUGAUAGCAGUAUAUGUGAUAAGAGAGAGAAUUUUAACUCAUAAAAUACACAGCAAAGUUACGCAACGCUAUCUGUUCAGUCGUAACACGUCAAUCCAGACAAAUGGCUUCGUUGAAGAUGUUGAAGCGUGCUCUGUGCAAAAACAUUGCAACAAGCGGAGCGAGAUUCGUGGGCAUCAUAGGACCCUUAACGAUUCCACCGUUGCAGAUCGCAACUCUGUAUUAUUUCUGGCAGGAUUAUUCGAGGGUCGUGGAUAAACGUUACUGCUCCUGCUCGUGCUGGGACACUGUCUUUAAAGGCUCAUACGAAUCCGGUAUUGCUCCGUACAAACACAUGUAUUUCAAUGCCACUACGAACAUGCUGAAAAUAUGGGUGCUCAUUGUCAUCGGGGUGAUCGCGUUUUACGAGACAAUGAAGCACUUGGCGAAGUUGGCGAUCAAACAGAGACUGAGGCAGUCCAUGAUGCUCCUCUUCUCGUCCGCUCUGUUCUCCAAUUAUUACUCGUGGUGGGUUUAUAUUAACUAUUGGAACGACGACUUCUACUCCCAGUGGUAUCACCAGCUGUUCUUUACCAUCACCGAGUUGUUGUCCACAUGUUGGGUCGUCUAUCUCGCGGAUAAGAAGAAUCCCAUAACUCAUAGAAAGGCGUUCGGCAUUGCCGCGAUAGCCCUUUUGCAUAUCGUGGCUGGCGGAUGGGAUCAAUUUUUCGAGAAUGUCAUCAGAGGAGAGGGCCACGCGCACCAGGUGAUACGCGAUCUGGGCUUCAUGAUACCGGAUAUUCUUCACGUCGUCGUUCCAUUAUGGCUGAUUAAACGGGAAAGUAUUUACAAUAUCCAUCUUCCUAAUUCGUUAGCGUACAUGUCGAGCAUCGUGCUCAUAGGAUUAUGUAUUUGGUCGUUUCUAUUGUAAUCCGAUGUUAUCCCAUUCUUCCUACAAGAAUGGCCUACGUUAAGUUAACGUUCUUCCUGAAAGCAGAGAAUUCCGCGACGCGAAAAACUCGGUCUAACACAAACGCCAAACGUCUGUUAAUCUCUGUGAUAGAUCGAUUGUUAACGCGGGGAUACGAGAUGAACUUUUAUGUUACAAAUAUCCCGGAAACAUGUCUCGCAAUAGUAUUCUCAUGAAUGAAUGUGUUCUGAAAGUAAUUCGACUGAACUUGAGUUACGUGCCUCUUUUUGCGUGUCAAGUUACCACGUUCUUUCUUACGUACUUUAUUGUUCGUAAACGCAAACUCUAUUCUAUUAUUUACUCUAUUUAUGAAAGGUUAGCAUUUAUACAAGGAUGAGACUUGGAACGAGUCCUUAGAUUUAUCAACGGAAAAGAUUGCAUUAGCUGAAGACUUUGUUAACAUUGAGGCUGCUUUAAUUUAGGAUAUAUUGUAGACUGCGAACGGUAGCGUCUAAAGUAUUACUCUAAGUAAAUUUAGAUAUUGUAUUAAUUAAGAACAUAUCAUGUAGAUAGCCUACGUAAGCAAGACGUUAUCGUGACAAGCAGGAUUGUACAACUUACAGGCAAUGUUAUAACCGAAAAUAGUGUCCUAACUUCUUAUACAAGUUAUAAUGCUUAAAGUGCCUACACAUAAUAUGUUAUUUAUAUGAUUAUUGUUAACUAAGGCGAUAAGCAAUUGCGAACGAAAACAGUUUUCGCGUAUUUUAGCGGCAAACGCAGAUGGUCAUUUGAAAAGUAUUUAUUUGAAAUGCAAAGAGAAGGACUUCACACACGCUCUAACAAUACUAUCAAUUUGCUAAUUCUAGUUUUUUAACGUAUCGCAUACAGUGCUAACGCAUCGACACCUUACUUCUAAUCUGGUAAUUAGAAGCUCGCUUACUUGGAUUAAUGAAGUCUUUAACAUGCAAUAUUGUCUGUGCAGCAGAGACACAUAUCCUGGUAGAUAAUGUGGCCUGAUUAACGAGUGCAGCUUACACCUACCAAAGUAUCAAAACUAAUUUUAUUAUUGUUAUAUACAUAUACAUAUAUUUAUUGUAGGAUAUAUAUAUAAUACUUUGCGACAAAUUCCCGAAAAGUACUUGAGUAGUUUACACGCGUCAUUUUAUCCAUUUCUUAGGGACAUAUAGAUAUAACUGUAGCAUACUUGAGAAAAAGGGAGAUAGAAAUUUUGUCACAAGGACAAGAUAGUGUAUUGCGAUGUAGACUAAAUUGACCGUAUCGAGCGGUCGAACGUUCAUAAAUUUUCGAACUUGAUUCUCGUAAUAUUUUACUAUCGAACAGAGCAAAGGAUAAAUAUGCAAUUGUCGAUAUAGCUAUAAAUAGUUUGACGAUUUUAGUCAGAAAAGAUGUCUCGGUCCGAUUCGUAAUGCGAAUAAAAUAAAGCGGCCUAAUUUCCGA